UGCUAACCCCCUAUUUGUAAUAGUGUAAUCACCUAAAUGUAAAUGUUCGCACUGAACUCUGGGUAAAGCAUCAUGGCCGAAACGCGUUUCUAAAAAGGAUUUUUCAACAAAACUGGUCGUUUUUUGUACCUUCUGAGGCGAACGUCAGACAAUUUAUACCACCGGAAGAAACAUAGAGACCUGUGAAAAUGUCGGACCACUCCAUGUCGACUCCCAGCCAAUCGCAGCACACCAGCAGUCUGGACCAAUCAGGCGACACGUUGAGCCUGAGCAGCUCCCUGAACGACAGCACAAGUCUGUCCAUCUCCAUGUCUUCUGACUUGUCCAAAAUAUCCACUCCAGGUAGCACACCUGUAACUCCAGGUACGUCUAAGAUGACUCCGCCCCUCCCGAGGUCCACGCCCGUCUCCUCCCAGCUCACCAAGCGCCGCAGUUCCUCCCGCUCCAUCAAAAGAAAGAAGUUCGAUGACGAGCUCGUCGAGAGCAGCCUGGUGAAGACCACCAAGGUUCCCGCCCGCCCGACGACGUCUACGUUACCGGCAACACACACCCCACACUCCCAUGUCAUCACAGUCCAGCCGGAGAAGAAAAAGGUCAAGGUUUCAAAAUCAUCACAGAAAAGGGCCAAGAAGCCUAAGCCAAUCCCAGUAACUAAAGACCUGGGCAGGUGGAAACCACAGGAUGAUCUGCUUCUCAUCAAUGCAGUGCAACAGACAUGUGACCUGAAGUCAGUCCACCUGGGAGUGAAGUUCUCCUGUAACUUUACCCAGAAGGAGGUAGAAGAGAGGUGGUAUGCACUGCUGUAUGACCCAACUAUAUCCAAACUUGCAGUCCAGGCCAUGAGAAACCUCCACCCAGACGUGGUAGCAGCCAUCAAUGCUAAGGCACUCUACAGUAAAGAAGAGGAGAGUCUCCUGGCUAAAGUUACUUCAACCAGCCAGCCCACAGUGGACGUAUUUGCAGACCUCCUACAGAAACAUCCUGACGUGUUUCACCUCAGCAGAACUCCCAAGGUGCUCCACACACACUGGCUCCAGAUGAAACAGUACCACUUAUUGGCUGAUCAAACAGUUCAGCCCCUGCCCCGUGGGGACCACAUCCUCAACUUCUCCGAUGCUGAGGACAUGAUCAACGACGAGGAACUCAAGGAAACGAAAGACGAAGUUCUGGAACAUGAGUUGGCGAUCUCGGACAGGAGACAGAAGAGAGAGAUCAGGUUCCUGGAGCAGGAGAUUCCCAAGUGGCAGGUGCUGGUGGAUGCUGUCACAGGUAUCAGCCCACCAGACUUUGACAACCAGACGUUGGCUGUCCUGAGAGGGAGACUGGUACGAUACCUCAUGAGGUCAAGAGAGAUAACACUAGGAAGAUCUACAAAAGACAACACCAUAGACGUCGACCUGUCCCUCGAGGGCCCGGCCUGGAAGAUCUCCAGAAGACAGGGUGUCAUCAAACUGAAGAACAACGGGGAUUUCUUCAUCAUGAACGAGGGGAAACGGCCCAUCUAUAUCGAUGGGAAACCUGUUCUUAACGGGCAGAAGUGGAAACUCAACAAUAACUCUGUAGUAGAGAUCUCAUGUUUGCGGUUUAUCUUCUUGAUCAACCAAGACUUGAUCAACGUGAUCCGAGCAGAGGCUGCCAAAAUGACUCAGUGACACAACACAACACAACAGCAGUGUCCUGUUGUAUAUACAUGUAUCUAUAAACAGCCAUUCUUGUGAAUGUACAUAGUAGAAUUAAGCCCUUCUUGUGAAAUGCUAUUUUUUGUAUUGAACAUCUACACCAGUAAGAAUGACAAAAAAGUGAAAACAGUAAUCAUGAAGUCCAUGAAAGUUUACAGCUUCAUGUCAGAGCUAUAAAAUUAUGUCAGAUGAUGUAGCACUGUAUGUAUUUAUAUACAUAAUGUACAUUGUUCUGAGUAUUGUUGGAGUUUGUCGUCUGUUGUUCGGGGUCUGUUGCUUUACAGAAACAUACUGUUUCAAGAAAAUAAAGCAGAGAUUUAAUCUUUGAAAACCAUAAACUUGAAGUAACUGUUGUUUUUGUUUAUUUCAACAGAAUUUGUGGGUGGGGUUGUAGAAUAAGCUCCAAUGCAGAGUAUUCAAUUCACUCAUUGAAGUUCCUAGUGGAACAAAAUAAGUUUUAAAUACAGGCACUUUGAUCAUGCAAACAUACAAGUGAUAAUAUCAAUAUUUAGUACAAUACUAUAUACCAGAAUACUAGAUGUAAGUGCAACAAAGAAUCUUUUUUUUUUUUACAUCUCAUAUCACCAAAAUGAAGAUAGAAGGACUGAAAUAUAUAUUACAUCUAUAUUUAGGGAAUAGCAGGAAUUCUACAGAAUAGGUUAUGCCUUUUUACCUCGUAUGAAGGCUACGUACAAGUAUUUGCACAUGUGAAGGUGUGAACUCCUGUUGCAGUGUUGUUGUAGGCCUCGCAUCUUCCAAAUGUCAUAACUGCCUCUAAAUACUUGUUCGGCAUCAAUCGUUCUAUCGUCUCCACCUGGUAAGAACAUGGUAGUGAGGUUGAUACUGUCGAUAUUGACAAGUUUGCAGCAGUGUGUUUCAGUUUGUGGUGAGGUGACUUUUUACAGAAAAUUCAUCAUGCCACAAACAUGCCACAACUUUUAUUGUGUUACUAAUGUUCAUUUAACCAGGAACCUAAAGAUACAGUGAACAGUGCCAUAUUUAAGGCGUUUAAUGUAUGUACUCUGUUUACCAUACUCUGUUACAACUCAUAAGAAGGGAAGCACACUACAGCUCUACAAUGUUGCUGAUUAAGUUUUGAUUGCUAUUGCCCGUCAACCAACUUGAUAUAAAGAAGACUUUA
Messenger RNA from Branchiostoma floridae (Florida lancelet), 2820 nucleotides. RefSeq names its product microspherule protein 1-like. Gene Ontology annotation, biological process: positive regulation of transcription by RNA polymerase II. The record is from RefSeq and is a predicted model, not a curated record. Gene Ontology annotation, molecular function: G-quadruplex RNA binding; protein binding. Gene Ontology annotation, cellular component: MLL1 complex; NSL complex; Ino80 complex. Lineage: Eukaryota; Metazoa; Chordata; Leptocardii; Amphioxiformes; Branchiostomatidae. Bases 189 to 1652 code for a protein of 487 amino acids. The transcript has 13 exons.